Staurois parvus is the source of this 266-nucleotide messenger RNA. The record is from the annotation of a GenBank genome assembly. NCBI's taxonomy places the organism in Eukaryota, Metazoa, Chordata, Amphibia, Anura, Ranidae.
UGGAGCCACAGUGUGGCGGUGGAGGCAGCAGCAAUGGGAGGCCAUACAGCAACCUAUGACAAAAUGGAAACCAGCAGGAGCGUGAGGAGACCUGAAAGUGGCACAUGGCAGAGUGGGAGCAAUGGGAGGCGGUACAGGGACCCAGGUCACACUGUGGGCCCAGCAGCAGCGUGACCAGGCGGUACGGGGGCCCAUGGCCGAUGGGGAGAGUGGAAGCAAUGGGAGGCCGUACAGGGACCCGGUCCACUGUGGGACCACAACAGCGU